AUGGAGCACUGCCUACGAUGCAAUACCUUGAAAUGUCGGAAGGAACUCAACGAGCAAGCUCUUGUAACUACUUGCAGUCAUUGUUUUUGCAUAGACUGUGCCAAUCAAUUCCAGCUACUAAAUAGACAGCAUGAACAAUAUCCAACAUGUCCAGCAUGCCAUAUCAACCUCUGUAACCCAGAUGAUGCGGUCGUGACUAUCCUUAAUCCUACUGAGGACUAUAAAACGAGUGUUCUUAGUGGAUUAAAUCCAGAUACUAUUAUGGAAUGCGCUGGAAGGGCUCUAAGUUUCUGGACUUAUCAAGCUACUCAAGAAAUAGUCUAUCAAGAAUAUUGUGCGAAGAAUCUAACUAAAAAGUAUGGGACUUUAAAUGCUCAGAUGGAUAAGAUUAUUCACGAUGCAAAUUCAGAACUCUCAAAUAUGCGUGAUAAAAUGACUAAUAUGCAAGCUGAGCAAGAUGCCCUAAGAAAGAAAAACAAAGAGCUCAUCCAGCAACUUCGUGAUAAAACUCGAAAAUAUCAUCAAACGCAAGAACUGUAUGACAAAAUGAAGCGUCGGAAUUUGCUUGAUCAUGUUCAAGACGCCGCUUCUGAUGCAGUAGAGCAGACCAUACAGGAAUCAGCUUGCACAAAUAGAUAUAUUGACACAGACAUAAAUACUAAGAAAAAGAUGCCCCCACCACCCCUGUUUUCUGAACGGAAGACAAAUAACGCACUUAACAUGGCGAUGAAUGUUGAUGGUAGUUCUAGCGGUGGCAUCAUGUUUGAAAGAGAUGGCGAACGAACCUGGCCAGGAGGCUUCCGUAGACAAGAAACUUUGCAAUUAAAUCAACUGAAAACACCAUCCACACAUCGUACUACUAUCCCGCCAGGUUUUACUAAGCCACUCCCAUUAGUACCAUCCUAUACCCCUAUGUUAAAAUUAUAUCGGAAAAGCCCACGUGAACUCUUUGAUAGACCAGGAAGCAAUAGCCAUAACAAUGGUGGUUAUGGAAUGAGCGCAGGUGUAAAAGUUAGCAAUACAAAUCACGGGGGAAACACAGGGACAAGUAGGCCGCCAACAAGAACCCGGAUGCCGCAAGGGCGUAGUUCCAGCCUUUCAAAUUAUCGCGAUUGA
Messenger RNA from Blumeria graminis f. sp. triticale, 1116 nucleotides. Lineage: Eukaryota; Fungi; Ascomycota; Leotiomycetes; Helotiales; Erysiphaceae. The record is from the annotation of a GenBank genome assembly.